AUGCUCACCAAGUCCCUGGGCCUCACGUCUGACAACAUAACGUACGACCUCGAAGACUCCGUCACACCCUCCCUCAAGCGCGCCGCUCGCUCGCAGCUCAAGUCUCACCUCGACGCGCUCGCCUCUCGUCCCCAAUCCGUCGGCGAGCUAGCCGUCCGUGUCAACGCCGUAUCCACGGCGUUUGCGCUCGACGACCUGACCGCCCUCGCCUCCGUCCCGGCUGUCGAUGCCAUCGUCGUGCCAAAGGUAGAGUCCGCGGCAGAUCUGACGUUUGUGACGGAUGUCCUUCGACACGUUGCGCCAAAACGUCACGUCUUCGGGUCCGACAAUCCCGUCAAGGUCGUCGCCCUCAUCGAAUCCGCCCGGGCCAUCAUGGACCUCGCCAGCAUAUGCAAGGCGUCUCCCUAUCUCAGCGGUCUCAUCUUCGCCGCCGAAGACUUCGCCCUCGACCUCUCCAUCACCCGUACGCCAUCAUUGACCGAGUUCCUCUACGCCCGGUCGGCAAUCGUCACGGCUGCCCGCGCAGCCUCUCUUCCCAGCACGAUCGACCUUGUGUGCACCUCGUACAAAGGUGACGAGGGGCUGAAGAGGCUGGAACAGGAGUGCGCCGGUGGCAAGUCGAUGGGCUUCAACGGCAAGCAAUGCAUCCACCCGGACCAAGUCAAGACUGUCCAACGAAUGUUUGCCCCAGGGGAGCAGGAGGUUGAGUGGGCAGUCAGGGUUCUCGUUGCGGAUGAAAAGGCUGCUGCCUCUGGUCGAGGCGCCUGGACGCUCGACGGCAAGAUGAUAGACGCCCCCGUCGUCGCCAAAGCCCGCGCUGUCGUCGCCAAAGCUGAGCGGUGUGCCCAGGAUGUCGAGGGAUUGCGAAUCAAAUGGAAAAAUCAAGCUCCAGAGUGA
Molecule: messenger RNA, 897 nt
Organism: Drechmeria coniospora
Lineage: Eukaryota; Fungi; Ascomycota; Sordariomycetes; Hypocreales; Ophiocordycipitaceae
Product: citrate lyase subunit beta
Exons: 1
Coding region: 1-897 (298 amino acids)
Biological process (GO): oxaloacetate metabolic process
Molecular function (GO): magnesium ion binding; catalytic activity
Source: RefSeq, a predicted model, not a curated record